Vidua chalybeata is the source of this 4213-nucleotide messenger RNA. RefSeq names its product putative homeodomain transcription factor 1 (gene PHTF1). The transcript has 18 exons. Lineage: Eukaryota; Metazoa; Chordata; Aves; Passeriformes; Viduidae. The record is from RefSeq and is a predicted model, not a curated record. Gene Ontology annotation, cellular component: endoplasmic reticulum. The coding region runs from base 113 to 2365 and encodes 750 amino acids.
GUUUCCAGGGUAACGGGAGCGGGGCCGGGGUCGGUGCCGGUGCCGGGCCGGUGUCGGUGCCGGUGCCGGGCCGGGGUCGGUGCCGGUGUCGGUGCCGGUGCCGCCGCUCCCCAUGGCCUGUCGCGAUGCCAUUUCAUGGUACCAGAAGAAGAUCGGGGCCUACGACCAGCAGAUAUGGGAGAAGGCCGUGGAGCAGACCCAGAUGAAGGGCUUCAAGAACAAGCCGAAGAAAAAGGGGCACAUCCAGCCCGAUCUGAUCGACGUGGAUCUGAUCAGCGGCUCUACCUUUGCCAAAGCCAAGCCUGAAAUUCCCUGGACAUCGCUGACGAGGAAGGGAAUUGUGAGAGUGGUGUUCUUCCCCUUGUUCAGCCAGUGGUGGAUACAGGUCACUUCCCAGCGGAUUUUUAUGUGGCUCUUGGUGCUCUACGUUAUGCAAGUGGUAGCAGUGGUGCUGUACUUCAUGGUGCCUGUUGUGAGUGCCAGUGAAGUGAUGGGACCCCUGUGCCUGAUGCUGCUGCUGGGGACAGUUCACUGCCAGAUCGUGUCCACCCAGGUGAACAGACCUGCAGGCAGCAACGGGCUGAGCCGGCGCCGCAGGAAGUUACGCAAACCUGUGGGUGUGGAUGGGAACAGUUGGUGUUCUCCUGACAGAACCAGCAAGGAAGAGCAGUCUGGCUCUGCAUCCCUGCUGACCAAUUUAUCCAGUCUGCUCUUCCAGAGGAGGAAUAGAACAGUAAAGCUGGUAGCUGAGAAAGGGACUGAGACAGAAAGUGGUGUGAGUGCUGUGGGUGAUGGCAUCAAACCCAGACAGGCCAGAUCUGAACACAGGCUGCUGCACUCCAAAGAGAAAAGUAAACUUUCUGAUGGGGAGAAGAGCCAUCAGGAUGAUGGCACCAACAGGGACGGUGCUUCUGACGAGCUGUCGAGCGAGGAGGACGCCGAGGCCGUGGCACGGAGGAUCCUGCUACGCCCCAGCAUGGAAGGGGCUUCCAGUGACAACAGCUACGAGGAGAAGAAGAGGCCUCUGGUUUCUCUCAACCAGGCUGUCUCACAGGUCAAGCAAGCCCUGAAGGGUGCCAGGGACUCUGACAGUUUUGUGGAGUCUGAACUGGAAUCCACCUUAUACAGGCAGGAGCCCAGGGCGUGCCUGAGCGUGGGGCCCCGGAGCUGCAGCGGGAGCCGGCGGGACUCGGAGAGCACCCGGCAGGACUCGGAGACCGAGGACAUGCUGUGGGACGAUCUCCUGCACGGCCCCGAGUGCCGCUCCUCCGGCACCAGCGACAGCGAGGAGUGCUCCCCCUGCGGGGACUCCCGCAGGGACCUGAAGGAAGACGUCUUCCAGCAGAACCAUCUGUUUUGGCUGCAGAACACCAGCCCAGCAUCUGCCAAAGUGAGUGCUCUGAUCUGGGAAGGGAAUGACUGCAAGAAGGUGGACAUGUCCGUGCUGGAGAUCAGUGGGAUUAUCAUGAGCAGGGUUAAUGCCCACCAGCAAGGAGUGGGGUAUCAAAUGCUGGGAAACAUCAUCACCAUCGGAUUGGCCUUUCUGCCGUUCCUCUACAGACUGUUCCGCACGGAUAACCUGGAGCAGCUCUGCUCCAUUUCUCUGAUGGAGCUUCUGCACGUCUUCUGUGGAGCCCCUGUCAGCGCCCCUGUGCUCAUCCUGUCUGCCAUCAACUUUCUGGAAAGGCUGUGCUUAACCUGGAUGUUUUUCUUCAUGAUGUGUGUUGCUGAGAGAACCUACAAACAGAGGUUUUUGUUUGCCAAGCUCUUCAGUCACAUUACAUCUGCUCGGAAAGCCAGGAAAUACGAAAUCCCUCACUUCAGGCUCAAGAAGGUGGAGAACAUCAAGAUCUGGUUAUCCCUUCGCUCCUACCUGAAGAGACGAGGCCCCCAGAGGUCUGUGGAUGUUGUGGUGUCCUCAGUCUUUUUACUGGCUCUUUCAAUUGCUUUUAUCUGCUGUGCCCAGGUUCUUAAGGGUCACAAAACCUUUCUGAGUGCAGCUUACAACUGGGAGUUCCUGAUGUGGGAGGCAGCACUGCUCCUCUUUCUGCUACGUCUGGCAUCUCUGGGCUCUGAGACCAACAAAAAAUACAGCAACAUUUCCAUCCUGCUCACUGAGCAGAUAAACUUGUACCUGAAGAUGGAGAAGAAGCCAAACAAGAAGGAGCAGCUCUCUCUGGUGAACAAUGUGCUGAAGCUGUCCACAAAGCUGUUGAAGGAAUUGGAUAGUCCAUUCAGGCUGUAUGGACUGACCAUGAACCCACUGAUCUACAACAUCACACGGGUUGUCAUCCUCUCUGCUGUCUCAGGAGUGAUCAGUGACCUGCUGGGAUUCAAUAUCAGAUUAUGGAAAAUCAAACCAUGAACUGGCAGAACAUCAGCCCUGGGCAUCUCCACCAGACACCAGAGAAGAGAACCAGCAGUGUGGGCAGAAAGAAGAAAACUGACAGAAAUCUGUAAUUCCAAUUUUUAAACAGAUUCCCAGUGUGUGCAUCAGAAGUUUUCUUUCUGCUUUACUGCUCUACAGCAUCCAGAGUGAACUGGUCUCCUCAGUGAUGUCAUCCCAUGGCAUGCACAGAAAAACUGGAUUAAUGGGGCCAAAUCCUGGCAGCUGGCACUGAACCAGCAGGAACUGCUGUGGGACAUCAAACACUAAAGCCAUACAAGAGCUGCAGCUGGGGGACACCACUGGCUGUGGCUGGGGCCACGUUUCUGUAAAACCUGGACCUGGGCAUGUGGCAAGGAGGGGCUCAGCCCUCCUGGCCCAGUCAGCCUUCCUGGGGCUGCACUGGAAUAUUCCAGGUUGAGAAUCCUUUGCUGCACUGACCUGGCUGUGCUGAAGAGCUUUUCUUUCCUUAAAGCUCUGCCUCCAUCCUGAAGCAGCCCAGGAUGCACCAGGUGAAUUCCCCUUCCCUGCUGCCAAUCCAGCAACACCCAAAUCCUGCUGGUGGCUUUGUGCUGGUGCUGCUGCAAAGAAAUUCUCAGUGUUUUUGGAGGACAGUUCCAGGAGAAAAACCUUUCAACACACACUACAGGCAAAGUGUUCACGAGCUGGAGAAUGUUUUGCCACAUCUGUUCCCUGGAAUGCUCAGCUCCAUCCUGUCCUGGCUGUGACAGCAGCUCUGCUCCGUGCUGUGAGCAGCUGUUGCAGCCCAGCCCUGCUGGGGAGGAAAUCUGGGGGGAAAAACCAGCUUUGACAAAGACUUCCUCAGGUUCAUGUUUAGAAAGGUCAUGGAGAGCAAGAAAACAUUUGAAGGCUUCUGCAACAUUUCCCUUCACUGGCUCCAACAGCUUCUAUUUAUUAGUAGGGAAAAGAGCAAAAACUGAGGAACUUCUCAUUCCUUCACAGGAGGGUGAAAUGGCAGAAGAAUCUUUGGUAGUAAAUUGUUUACAGCUAUUUUCUGUACAAGGAAAACUUGUGAGAUGUAAAAGGAGGUGACAUUUUUAUAUAGCAAAAUGUGCAAAUAAACCUGCAGGACAAGCACUUCAUCGUUACCAACGGUUUCUACUGGAUGAUUUUUAUACCAUCUUUUUGAACAUCUGUUACUGGAAUGGGGGGGUCGAGGAAACAUCCAAUAAUAAAUUGCAUUUGUUUUGCAGAACAGCAGCAUGUUUGUGGGUAAAACCUGGCUCACACCCCUGAAAGCCAACCAAGACCCUGGUUUAGACAGUGCACAAGCAACAGGCCAGGAACUGGAGUUGGGUUUUAAGAUCUGUGUAAAAAUAAUGAGUGAUUUGCAAGAACCUCAGGAGUGUGUGUGGAGGUGCUGUGCAAUAGAUAAAUAUUUACACCCAGCUCAUCCAUCCCUUGUGUAGCAUUCCAAGGCCAUGUGGAUGCAGGAAGCACAGUGAAAGGUCUUGGGAAGGGGAAAUCCCACACAGGUAGGGCUUGUGGUUCGGGUUUUGACUCUUACAAUGCUGUUUUGUGCAUGUGUGUGGUUUUGUUUUUCAUUUAUUUUUGGGGUUUUUUUACAGUUCUUUGUGCUGCGGGUGUUGGUAUAUGCUAUGGGGUUGCAGUAGGAAAAGAUUUUGUCCCCUAAUUUGCAUAUACAAUAGAAUAUUUGCAUAAUUAGUCAUUAAUAAUUAUUCUUCAGUGCUCCAUAUGGGAGUAAGUGGGGUGGAGAAUAAUAGUAAUAAUAUGAGAGGUGUUACUCCAAUCUGGAGCACUAUUUAUGGGCUUUAUGCACUAUAAAUAAAAAGAAGACAAAUAAUA